GAACGAGCCUUCAAAGGUUAAGGCCAAUGACUUAGGACCCUUGAGGCAAAAGGCUUCGGGUCAAUGGUUACAUGGGCUUCAAAUGAAGCUCCGUACCAUCGCGAAGUGCCGUCGCCCUUUGAGCCUUCACUCUUGGAAGAUCCCAAAUGGGUCAACAGCUUCGACAAGAAGAAGGCUGUGAAGCACGAGUCCUUUGAAGAGACUGGAGUUGAGGAGAGCAUCUAUGCGAAUUGGAUCAAGGGUGAGCUGGAGAAGGAGGCGGCCUGCCUCGAGCUGCCCUUCUCCGUGGUCUUCCUGGGGGUCUUCGCAGUGUUUGCCCUGGGCUAUUUGGCGCAGGACGUGGUGAUGAGUGUGGAAAAUUCCAUCGAGACCGACAUCAUCGAGAAUGCCAAUUUCGCCUUUGAAGGCUACUUCGGCAACAAAAACAUCAACGAUGUAAACAGCUUCGCCGACUUUUGGUCCUGGGCGCGUUUAGGGCUGCUGCCCUUGCUCUAUCCAGACCCGCCAUAUGCCUACUCCGAGGGCCUGGCAGAUGCUUUGCAGGGAUACAACGUAUCUGCCCUGCCCACGCAGUGGCAGUACCCGGGCUACGACAAGCCCGCGCCGGUGCAGAAUGACUAUUUGAGGUACAACCGAAUCAUCGGAGGACUGCGUUUUCGUCAGGAGGUCUCCGCCGACGACAAGGCCAUUUGCACCUCCUUCGGGCAGGCCGACACCUUCAGGUCCUGGAUAGGCAAACCCUGCACACACUUCUCCCAGUACGAGCUUCCGCCUGACCUUGUUGCUGCGGAGUCCUUCUCGCAAGCACCAGCCAGAAUCGAAUGGUUUUUGUCAGAGGCUGAAGGCCAAGGCAGCCUGCUCCAGCAUAUCAUUGACAUGGAGGACGGCUGCUUCUCAGCCCAAGCGCAGAACAGGACCUGCCUGUGCAGGUGGUGCAACGGACAGGCCGGGCCUCAUCCGUGGCUGGAUGAGCAAACACAGCGUGUGGAGAUUGCCUUCGUGACGUACAAUGCUCAUUAUGGCUUGUACAACUUGGCUUCAGUCAACUUUUGGUUCAACCGUGCUGGGCACAUCUUUAAGCUCGUCUAUGUCCGUUCUUCCUGGGCAGGUCUGGAGGUGCGCGAGCCCGGGGUCCUUGCCGUCAUUAUCAUCGCCGGCCUUCUUUGGCUCUUUGGCUGUCUCUACCUGGCGAAGGUAGAGCUCUUUGAAAUGGCCACCUUCAUCCAGAACUCGAACAAGAUUUGGUACUACACCCUGGCCCAGGACUACUUGGGCUUUUGGAACUGUGUGGAUUGGUUGGCGAUCAUCAUGACCACGGUCAUUGCAAUCAGCUUUGGGCUGCUGCACGUGUUCAUCGGAGAGGUGAACACAGAGUUGGGGAACAUCGUUGCAGAGGUGGAUGCCAACGGCUACCCAUCUGUGGAUGUGUAUCGAGGGACAGUGUCUGAGUUUGUGAACCGCGUCGUGGCGAUGCUCGACAUGGAAGGGACAUUCCGCUUCUGGCUGUGCAUCUACCCGGUGGUUCUCCUCAUGCGACUCUUCAAGUCCUUUGCUGCCCAGAAGCGCUUAGCCAUCGUCACAGACACGUUCAGAGUGGCUUACAACGAUCUGAUACACUUCUCCAUUGUGUUCCUCUCUGUCUAUUUCUGCCUUGCCGUGAAUGCCGUGAUCUUCUUUGGGCAGGAUAUGCUGGAUUUUGCCACUAUGGACCGUGCCCUUCACGCGUGCUUCCGAGCAAUGCUUGGAGAUUGGGACUGGGACGCGAUGGGGAAAAUUGGCAUCCACAAGGCCUUCGCUUGGUUCUUCUCCUUCAUGCUGGUCAUGGUCAUGGUGCUGUUGAACAUGCUGGUGGCCAUUCUCAUGGAGGCUUAUGCAGUGGUGAAGGAUGAUGCCAAGAAUGCAGACUCAUUGUUCCAACAGACGAAAAACAUUCUUCGCCGACACCAGCAGAACAAGCGCAAAGAGCGCGUGAAGCUGACGGACAUUUGGGAUGCCUUGUGCAAGGAGCACCACGAUGAUGAGACUGCCUUGCUUAGUAGCAAGCGCCACAUAACGCCAAGGUAUUUGCGGGAGAUUGUGGACGGGAUCCCUGCGUCGCAGGCUCUUCGAACUCUCAAGAACUCCCAGAUCGACUUUGACAAGAAGUACGACCCAGCCUUCGAGCUACAGGACUUCAAGGGUGGCCUGACAAACAUGGUGACGCGCCUGGACUAUUCAGCGCUUUGCGCCACGUAUUUGAGCGAGAAGAUCAGGCAGUACCAGGACCUCGCCAAGGCUGAGGGCCGGGACGUGAAGGUGGAGCGGGGCAGCGUGCUCCCAGGCGCAAGCCGAACGGCAGCAGAUGAGGGCGAAGGCCCGGGAGGCGAGAACAGUGCCGAGCAGGCUUUGGAAAAGGUCAAGAGACUUGCGCAAGACCAUUCCAAUGAGAUGGCCGAUGGGAUCGCCUCCAUCCUCGGGGAGGAAAUGCAGGAGCUGGAAAAGCGGCAGUACAGCCAGAGGAACGCCAUCAACACCACUUCCGAGCAGCUGCAAAGAUUGCGCGACAUGGUGCAUCAUUUGAGCGAAACCUGCGCAGAGAUCUCUGGCCUCGCUGAGCAUUUGGGGAGCACUUCGCUUCCUCCACAGGCCCUGCCAGCAAGAACUCCGGCAGCACUUCCUGCCUUGACAGAGGCAGCCUAAUAUUUCCCAAAGCGGAAAUGAACAUAAGUACAGUUACAAUGAUUAUGUAUUUCUA
Messenger RNA from Effrenium voratum, 2734 nucleotides. The record is from the annotation of a GenBank genome assembly. NCBI's taxonomy places the organism in Eukaryota, Dinophyceae, Suessiales, Symbiodiniaceae.